GAAAUUUUAUUUUUGAACGAACAUUCUUCCGCAUAAUGUCUCUGUUUUUGGGAGAGACGAGACGAGGCACUCGUCAUAUUUUAAAAUGUUAAGAUUUGAUUCUUCAUCUCUUGUCCAUUUUCAGUGUCUCUCUAUCUGUCUCUAACCCCUUUAUAUAUGUGCACUCCUGGCCCAGCUGCUCUCUACACUCACAAAUUGCUCCUAUCGCAGCAUUUCUAGCUAGCGAAAGAAGAUGAGGGUAGACAUUCAGGAAAAGCUCCGGCUGGCUCUUGGCUCCGUAAAGGAUCAUGCAUCAGUCGGAAAGGCCAUGAUACACAAUCACCACGAUGGCUUUUCCGACAUAGAAAUUGCAGUCCUGCGCGCCACCGGCCAUGAUAAUUGCCCCGUCGACGACCAGCACAUGCAUGAAAUCCUCUUCCUUGUCUCUAACUCUCCCGGAUCCAUUCCUUUUCUUGCUGAACGAAUUUCUCGUCGUCUUUGCAAAACCAGAGACCGCAUGGUGGCCCUGAAAACCCUUGUUCUGAUCCAUCGCCUCCUGCGCGGAGGCAACCGUAGCUUCGAGAAACAGCUACGCGGCGCACAUGUAUCAGGCCAUCUCCAAAUGAGUACCCGUUGUUUUACCAAGAAUCCUGACCCUUCGGUUUGUUUCCUACACAAAUAUGCAGCAUACCUGGAAGAAAGGAUGGGCUGGCUCAUCAACCAAGCUGGCAAACUUGAACCCGUUAUGCCUAAAGGCUUGGAGUUUCGAUAUUAUGAAGAGAAGUCAAUCGGCAUGGUAUUUCGUAAAUUGCCCAAAUGUCAACUACUUCUAGAUAGGGUCCUAGAUUGUUCACCAUUGGAUAUCUUGCCUUCUGAUAACCUGGCUCAAGCAGCUAUGAGCAACACCUUGAAAGAGAGCUUUCAACUAUACUUGACACUUUGUGAAGGCGUUGCGGCUCUUGUUAACAUGUUCUUUGAUUUAACAAGGUCGGCGAGGGCUUUAGCCUGUGACAUACUCAAGAGGGCUUCCCAGCAAAGUCAAAAGCUUCAUGAUUUGUACGAGAAUUCCAAAAGGAUUAUUGAAAACAAGAACUUGGGGUACCCUUCUGUUCAAAUUAUCACCAUGGAGCAUGUUAUGUCAUUGGAACAAUGCUUGCCCUGUUCACAAAACCUCCAACGUCCGGCUAUCUCCCAUGGCUCUGUAUUCUGCAAGACUACUGGUGGUUCAGCUGUUCAUGUCUUGGGCUGUCUAUCAAAACCAACCAAAACCCAAGUGACAACAGCAGCGAAAGAAGGCAAAAUGAAUGAGAACAACAACAACGAUAUUAGUUCUUCUUCAAGUACUCUUUUCUCGUGCGCACUGGAGACCAAAAUAAGCAUGGUAUGGGUUGUGUUUGAUGAAGAUGAUCCCAACCAAUCACAAGGAUCAGUUGGCAAGACUCUUCAAUUGUAA
Messenger RNA from Juglans microcarpa x Juglans regia, 1432 nucleotides. RefSeq names its product putative clathrin assembly protein At1g33340. Lineage: Eukaryota; Viridiplantae; Streptophyta; Magnoliopsida; Fagales; Juglandaceae. The record is from RefSeq and is a predicted model, not a curated record. Gene Ontology annotation, molecular function: phosphatidylinositol-4,5-bisphosphate binding; clathrin heavy chain binding; 1-phosphatidylinositol binding. Gene Ontology annotation, biological process: clathrin coat assembly; clathrin-dependent endocytosis; vesicle budding from membrane. The transcript has a single exon. Bases 233 to 1432 code for a protein of 399 amino acids. Gene Ontology annotation, cellular component: clathrin-coated pit; clathrin-coated vesicle.